This is a messenger RNA of Eruca vesicaria subsp. sativa (arugula), 2343 nucleotides long. Lineage: Eukaryota; Viridiplantae; Streptophyta; Magnoliopsida; Brassicales; Brassicaceae. The record is from the annotation of a GenBank genome assembly.
UAGUUAGAAUAGUUAUUUUUCAACUGGGGUAUAUUAGAAUACUUUCCAUGAUAAACCGAGUUUGUAGAACCAUUCCACAAACUCACUUCAUUGUAAUUCUUACCGUUCUUCCUGCCCUUCUAUGUUUGGUCUCAAAUAUGAAACCGCGUGAAGAAGAAGAAGACUUUGGUCAACAAUUAUCAACUAGUAUUAUUUUAUUUUCAGUAAUCUGACUUCACCAGAUCCUUACUGUUCUUUGUACUUCAUCUCUCUCCUCUCUCUAAGCUCAUUCUCUGUUCUAUUCCUUCAUAGUCAAAUUCUCCCAAUCGAAACUCUAAAAUCUCCCCCAAAACUUUCUUUUUUUUUUAUCAAAAAGAACAACUUUUUACAUCUGCACUUUUUUUUUUUCAUUUUCACGACGAUUCCGACCUUGAUCGUUGUCUGAGAUUUCACUUAUUUUACUUUCUCAGACACAUCUCCUAAUGUUGUCCAGGCAAAGUUUCAUUCUUUGUCUCAUUUUCUUCUUCUUCACAGCAUUUUCCGGCGACUCUAGAGCUCUCGCCGGAACCAAUGAACAGAAAAACAUCUCUGGCUUUUCCGGGUUUGACUUCCCGAACCCGAUGCGCUUCGGUUCUGUUUCUUCUUCCACAAGCGACGACUGUGGUUUCACUUCCCCGGAGAAGAAACCCACCAAGGAAACCACAAGAGAAAACAAGACGGUGAAGUUUCACUUAAAGCGCCGACAAGCAACGACCAAACAAGAAACAAAUCCAGUUCUUGACCUCCAAAUCAAAGAUCUCACAAGAAUCCAGAUGCUUCACAUCAGAGUCUUGGAGAAGAAGAACCAGAACUCUCUCUCCAAACCUCACAAACAUAACAAAAACAAGAAGAAGGAGAAAGCUGUUACCUCUCCGGUGGUGGAGGAGGAGAAACCUGGUCAACUCGUGGCUACACUUGAGUCCGGUAUGUCUCUCGGUUCAGGCGAGUACUUCAUGGACGUGUUAGUCGGUUCACCACCAAAACACUUCUCUUUGAUCCUCGACACAGGAAGCGACCUAAACUGGAUCCAAUGCUUACCUUGCUACGACUGUUUCCAACAAAACGGUGCGUUUUACGACCCUACAUCCUCCACCUCUUUCAAGAACAUAACUUGUAACGACCCAAGAUGUAACCUAGUCUCGUCACCUGAUCCUCCAACGCCCUGUAAAUCAGAGAAUCAACCGUGUCCUUAUUAUUAUUGGUACGGAGACAACUCCAACACUACUGGAGACUUCGCUGUCGAGACUUUCACCGUUAAUCUCACUAAUAGUGGAGGGAGCUCGGAGUUGUAUAGCGUGGAAGACAUGAUGUUUGGUUGUGGUCAUUGGAAUAGAGGUCUCUUCCAUGGUGCUGCAGGGUUGCUUGGUUUGGGAAGAGGUCCUCUUUCUUUCUCAUCUCAGCUUCAGUCUCUGUAUGGACACUCCUUUUCAUACUGCCUUGUGGAUAGAAACAGCGACACAAACGUUAGUAGCAAGUUGAUUUUCGGAGAAGACAAGGAUCUGUUAAGACACCCGAAUCUAAACUUCACUUCCUUUGUCGCGGCCAAAGAAAAUUUAGUUGAAACAUUCUACUACGUACAGAUCAAAUCCAUUCUUGUCGCGGGCCACGCGGUGAACAUACCUGAAGAGACAUGGAGCAUCUCAUCAGACGGUGGUGGAGGAACCAUCAUUGAUUCAGGUACAACGUUGAGUUACUUCGCUGAGCCAGCUUAUGAACUCAUCAAGAACAAGAUUGCUGAGGAAGUGAAAGGGAAGUUCCCUGUGUACAGAGACUUGGCGGUUCUAGACCCUUGCUUCAACGUCUCUGGUGUAGAUAAUGUUCAGCUUCCUGAGCUUGGGAUUGAGUUUGCAGACGGUGCGGUUUGGAACUUUCCUACAGAGAACUCUUUUAUUUGGUUGACUGAUGAUUUGGUCUGCUUGGCGAUUCUUGGAACUCCAAAGUCAGCGUUUUCCAUCAUUGGAAACUAUCAGCAGCAGAAUUUUCAUGUACUCUAUGAUACCAAGAGGUCCAGGCUUGGGUUUGCACCCACAAAGUGUGCAGAUGUAUAGUAAACCUUCUUGUUUAUGUAUGCAGCAACUGUACACAAGAAAGGUAGCAACAAGGUGGAACAGAUUCUUUUUCUCUUUUGAUAUUUUUUUCAUUCUUUAGGAUAAUAAUUCCUUUUCUUUCAAUAAUGUAUUGCUGUAGAACAAAGUUCAUAUCAAACUAAUGUACUGAUUGAUUCAACACUCAAUUUUCUGAAUACAAGUGUGUUUAAUGUUUGCUUGCUUGCUUGCUAUGUGCUUUCUAUAGUCUAAUAACAUCUAUGGGAAGAUAAGAACCAGA